Rotaria sp. Silwood2 is the source of this 2610-nucleotide messenger RNA. Lineage: Eukaryota; Metazoa; Rotifera; Eurotatoria; Philodinida; Philodinidae. The record is from the annotation of a GenBank genome assembly.
AUGGAUGAAGAUAAUAAUCUAAAAUCAUUACCAUCAGAUGAACUUUGGUUAAAAGUAAUAAACGAAGGUGUAGAAGAUCGUGUAGAAGUUAAUCAACGAAUGUUAAUUGAUAAAAUGUUAGCUCGUUAUUCAUCUGAUUUUGUUAUUUAUCGUGAAUUAAUACAAAAUUCUGAUGAUGCUCAAGCUACUUCAUUUACUCUUGAAAUUACUUGUGAUCCUUUAACUAGAAAACAAACUUAUGAAUCAAUUAAUAAAGAUUAUUUAUCAUCGAAUCAAAAACAAUCAAACAAUACAAUAGAAACAAUUGUACCAUCGAUUGAAAAUCAUUAUGUCGAUGAAAAUACAAUUUAUUCUAAUUCAAACAAGAAUAAUAAUUUAUCAAUUAGUGAAGAUGAUUUUAAUAAUUGUAUAAUAACUGAAAUACGUACAGUAAAUAAUGGUCAUGUAUUUACUGACGAUGAUUGGAAAAGAGUAAUAACUAUAGCUGAAGGAAAUACUAAUGUUGAUGCUAUUGGACAAUUUGGUGUUGGUUUCUUUUCAGUUUUUUCUUAUUCAGAACGACCAAUGAUUCAAUCUGGAAAACAUUGUUUAGCAUUUGUUUGGCAAAAUGGAAAAUCAUUAACAACAUUUCGAAAAGAAUUACCAUUUGAUCAACAAUCAUCAUUAACUUCAAUUAUACUUCCGAUGAAAAAUAAAUAUAUUCUACAAACAAAAUCAAUAUUAGAAAUAAAUGAAAAUAUUAAAAAAACAAAAAUACAUUUAAAACGACGAACAAAAUCAAAAAAAAAUACAAUAACAAAUGAAAUUAUACCAACAUUAGAUUUAAUACAAUUGAAAACAUAUUUUACUAAAGUUCUUUCAUUUACUAAAUAUAUAAAUGAAUUAAUUAUCAAAAUAAAUAAUUCAAUUAUUUUUCAAAUUAAUAAAAUAAAAAAAAAUUUAUCAUCAAAAAAAUUAUUAUUAUCAACAAAACGAUUCAAUUCGAACAAUGAACAACAUAAUUUACUUCGUUUAAAAUCAUUUCUACAAACUGAACAAAUAUUUUCAAUAAUCAAUGGUCCAUCUAUAACACUUAAUCAUGUUGAUGUUGAAGCUGAUGUUAUUAUUGAUAAAAUUUUUCAUAAACAAAUUCAAAGUGUUCUUAAAAAAAGUUUACCUUCUAUUAUACAUUUAGAAUUUUUAUUUCCCUCAAAUAAUAUAUUUGAAGAUGAACAAUGGAAAAAAUUAACAAAUAAUCACAGUGAUAAUGAAAUGUUAAAAGGAUUAAUUCCAUUAAAAAUUUAUGAUAAUGAAAUUAUUCCAUCGGGUCAAAUAUUUAUUGGUUUAGCAACACAUCAAUCAACAGGUAUUGGUAUGCAUGUAUUUAGUCAUUUAAUUCCAACAAUUGAACGUGAAAAUGUUGAUUUACAAGAUCCAUAUAUUUCAAUUUGGAAUGAACAACUUUUAACAUCAAUUGGAAAAAUUAUUCGAUUUAUUUAUGAUCAAACAGUUGUUGAUCUUAUUAAUAAUACUUCACAAAUAUCAAAUCAACAAUUAAAUGCUAUUCUUUCUCUUUAUGCAUUUCAAUCAUCAGCACCUAAUAAAGAUAUUGGUCCUAUUUUACUUGAUGGAUUCUUUUCAUCGGAUAAAGAUAUUCUUGUUCCAGUAAAACGAUCUCCAUCGGAUUUACAUCAUUCCUUAUGUUCAUCUACAGAAGCUUAUCUUACAACUUCAAAACAUAUUCAAACAUUUCUUCCUAUCCCUCUUGUUCCAUAUGAUGUUGGACAAAAUGAUUUUUUUAAAGUAUUAAAACGACAUCAUUGGAUUGAAGAAAUUGAUCAUGAUACAAUUCUAGUAAAAGUUCAAGAAUCUAUUUUACAAUAUAAUGAAUUUAUUGGAUUACUUCAUUGGUUAUGUAGUAAUGAUGUUCAUAAUAAAUCUUAUAUAAAACAAAUUUUAUCCAAAAUACGUUAUCGUGAAACUUAUCAAUCCUCAAUAAUUAAAUUAGAAAAAAUUGAAUUUUAUGAUACUUUGAAUCUAUUAUCUUUACCUCUUCCAUCAAAUGUAUUACCAUCGAAUGUUAUCAGUCAUAUAUCUCGAGAAGAUUUACAUAAACGAUUAUCAUUAUCGAUAAUUUCUAUGAAAAAUUUAAUUGAAUUUUAUCUUGCAGAAAAUCAACAAUAUCUUUUUCAAAAUGAGAAUACAUCUCGUAUUCUUCUUAGUUUUAUAUCUCAACGUUGGAAUCAAUUUAAUGAAAAAGAAUCAAAUAAAAUCAAAGAUAUUUUAUCUAAUUUAAAAUGUAUUUCAACAAAUCAAGGAAUGAAAUCACCUAAUGAAUCUUAUAUUCGAUUAUCUAACUUAUCAGACAAUUUACCAAUAAUUAAAUUUUACAUUCCACAAAUAUCAAUUAAUAAAGAAGAAUCAAAUGAUUAUCCUGUAUCUAUUGAAUUUCUUAAAUCAAUUGGAUGUCGAACAAUACAUAUUCCAACAUUAACAAGUCAAUCGAAUAAUUCAUUCAAUGAUUCAAUAACACUUCAAAAUUUUAUUCAAAAUUUAUUACAACAACGUAAAACUAUGAGUGACAAUGAUCUUCAUGCAUUAAAACACAAUCCAUGUAUUAUAGGUUUGUUU